AUAUAACCUGGCAUUUCACAGAAAACUGGUCACUUAACUGGCCCAGAGUGCAACGUAGUGUGAAGCUGGAUGGUGCAGCUUAUAGCCUGUGGAGAUAAGUGAUCAGUGAUCCUUCAUUCUGAGCGUCAAGGCGGCUCUCUCUGCGCUCGCAGCUUGCUCCUUUCUGUCCUCUCUGGUGGUCGCUCACUCUACUUUCUACAUUUAUUUUCUGUGGUUCUUCGCCCUCUCUGCCCGUAAUAUCUUUCCUUCAACCAUGCCUCCGACCCUGGCCACAGCGUUUGCCAGGCGCUGGUGGAUGGCAGUGACUGCAAUCAUUGAGAAUCUGCUCUUCUCCGCUGUGCUGCUGGGAUGGGGUUCGCUCCUCAUCAUGCUCAAGUCAGAAGGCUUCUACUCUUACCUUUGCAACGAGGAGGGCAACAGCUCCAGCUACAAUCUGUCCCAACCCCUGGUAACGCAGACACCCGAUGAGUAUGAGUACUAUGAAAGCGAGGGUGCCGUGGUUGGUCUGGGAGACGGAGUGGAGAUGAAGCCCCUGGUCCCUAUGGAUGGCAUCCUGAGGAUGAACGGCUGGCUUAUUUGUAAAGAACAGGAUGAGAUGCUGAACUUGGCGUUCACAGUGGGUUCCUUCCUGCUCUCAGCCAUCACCCUGCCGCUCGGGAUCGUCAUGGAUAAAUAUGGGCCUCGCAAGCUACGACUGCUGGGCAGCACUUGCUUUGGAUUGUCCUGUCUACUAAUUGCUUAUGGAGCCUACAAUCCAAAUGAACUUUCUGUCCUUAUCUUCAUUGCCCUGACUUUCAAUGGCUUUGGGGGCAUGUGCAUGACCUUCACCUCUCUCACACUCCCUAACAUGUUUGGGGACCUCCGUUCCACCUUCAUCGCCCUGAUGAUCGGCUCAUAUGCCUCCUCCGCUGUCACCUUCCCUGGUGUCAAGGUGAUCUAUGACCUUGGGAUAACUUUCAUCACUAUUCUAGUGGUGUGGGCUGCCUGUGCUGGACUGGUCUUCUUGAACUGCUUCUUCAACUGGCCUCUGGAACCGUUUCCUGGACCAGAGGACAUGGACUACACCAUAAAGAUCAAGUUCAAUUGGCUGGGCUUUGACCAUAAAAUCACAGGGAAGCAGUUCUACCACCAAGUGACCACUGUGGGCCGUCGUCUGAGUGUGGGCAACAUUCCACAGAAGGAGCUGGCCAUUAAGGACGGGAACAAGCUCUGCCUCUCCACCACGGACCUGGAAAUUGACUGCAAGCCGCAAGAAGAGUCCCAGUCAUUCUUGAAAACCAUCACCAGCACGAUGUUCCUGCUCAGUCUGGUGACCAUGUCCGUCACUCAACUUCGUCUCUUGUUCUACAUGGGGGCCAUGAAUAGCGUCCUGGAGUCGCUCAGUGAUGGAGACCUCAACAAAGUGAGUCUGUACUCCUCCAUCUUCGGCAUGCUGCAGUUGCUGUGCCUGAUGACCACUCCCGUGAUUGGUCAGAUCAUGGACUGGAAGCUGAAAGAGUGUGAUGAUGGUGAGGAGGAAAAGGAACCCUGUAGCAAGGGGGAGAAAAAGAAAAAGCGCAGAGACAAAAAGACCCAGAAGGUGACCAAUGCCUUGCGAGCGUUCAUCCUCACAAACGUCCUUCUAGUAGGAUUUGGGAUCACCAGCCUGGUGCCCAAUCUCCCCCUGCAGAUUGUGUCAUUUGUCUUACAUACUGUGGUGAGAGGAUUCAUUCACUCUGCUGUCGGCGGCCUCUAUGCUGCUGUGUAUCCCUCCUCCCAGUUUGGCAGUCUAACAGGCAUGCAGUCUCUGGUCAGCGCUGUGUUUGCUCUACUGCAGCAACCCCUAUUUUUGGCCAUGAUGGGACCCCUGGAGGGCGACCCACUCUGGGUCAAUGUUGGACUCCUUGUUCUCAGUAUGCUCGGCUUUUUGUUGCCGCUCUACCUGAUCUGCUACAGACGGACGCUCUACAGAGAGCAACAGCAGAGGGAGGACAACGCUAAGAUCUACAUCAAAAUCAACGGCUCCGACAUCCCAGAGGCCUAUGUCUAGAGAAAAGUAAAUGCAGAGGAAUGGAAAACAGAGGAUAAAGAAAGAUUUUUUUUACUGAGAAACACUGGCUAAACAGUAAUAUGUGCACAUAUACACGUACAAAAAGACAUUUGAAAUCUUGACUAUUUAGAACAUCACAUUUAACAUACUGGAUAUAGACAUACAUUUUUAUUCGUCUCCAUCGAGUACACACACAGACAAACAGGCAGCCACUUACAUUUUUCAAAAUCCCACCAAGAUAAACUGAUGCUGCAGUUGUCACCGAAGCAAAUCCAUAUGAUGGGCGCUGAGGAGGAAAGUGAAACAUGGAGGGGGAAAGAAGAACAAGAGAGAGGAAAGACUGUGAAAGGAAAGAGGCAUCAGCCCUCUGCAUUCCCCCAAAUCCUCUGACUUCUCUUUAUAUUCCCUCCUCUCUGAGUGGCACAUUAGUGCAGCUGCAUUCCACAUAAGACUGCUUUAGUAUUUCCCCAUAUAAGCAGAAAAGGGAAUAAAUGUCUCCCUCACAACCCACCUCACCAUUAUAAAGUGAGUGAUUCCAUGAUUUUGUUUUGUUUUUUGUUUAAUAUGUUGACUUUGAAUCAUCCUGUAGUUGUAGAUUGCGUAACAUGGUGCUACCUAUCCAUUCAUCAGAUGGAUUUUUUGAUAGAUGGCGUAAGGUAAGUAUGGACUAAAUGGCAUUAAUGAGCGACAGGGAGAAGAGCUUUUCUGCUGAUGUUUCUUGAGUGAGUAGAAAGGACAGUCAUUGUGAUUAAUUAUAGGACUGGAUUUUUUUUUCUUUUUUAAUGAGGUUAACAUCUUAUUACAGUAUGAAUCUACUGUAGCUUAGAAUACACUGUAGUAUUGGAUGAAUGUCAAUGUUUUUUGGGGGGCUGUAUUCUGUAAGAGGGACAUCAAACAAACCGUUAUUCUUUGCUAACAGCAAAAUGUGCAUAUAUAUUUAGACUAUUUAUUUAAUUUCCUGCCUUCUUUAGUUUUCUUUCUAUACUAUACUGCCUUUUGAAUAUACCUCCACAUAAAAGAAAAGAUUUGUUAAUUGGGCGGCAUGUUCUAUUGAACCUUUUUGUCCAUGUCAGUGAUAAUAGUCUCCCUUUUUUUAUAAAUACCCAUUUAUACAUCAAGGUUUUUUAACAUUUCAGUAUACUUAAUGUUCUCAAUUAAGUGUAUCCGUAAAAUCAACAUCAUUCAGAUGCCUUAGCUUAAAGUCAGUUCAGUUCAGUCUGUCUAUCUACUGUCAAGAGAAGGUCAGCACUUUAAACCCUGUCAACCACAAACAUUGGCUACUGUCAGCACUUUUCUCCUGAUGGCUCUCUAGAGAAAUAGUCCCUCUUUAAUUCUGAGCUCCUCCUCCCUUCAUACAUGUAUUUAUUUUAUUUGAAAUUCACUUUUCCAUAAUAAGUUUCAUGAUGUAUUUAAAUUGCGCUGUGCUGGCAACUACUCAUUUGUCUGACCGUUCACUGUGUUGUUCGCGUAGAGCUCUUUCUUCUAUCACUGAAGAUAAUGUAGAGAUGUGUUGUUGUGCAGGCAUUCCUGUUUAAAUAUUGAAGGAUUCCUGGGGGUUUAAUAAAGAUGAGUUGCUCUUUAAAUGGU
Micropterus salmoides (largemouth bass) is the source of this 3616-nucleotide messenger RNA. It is a transcript of the gene slc43a2b, whose product is annotated as solute carrier family 43 member 2b. Bases 254 to 2029 code for a protein of 591 amino acids. Gene Ontology annotation, molecular function: neutral L-amino acid transmembrane transporter activity; L-amino acid transmembrane transporter activity. Gene Ontology annotation, biological process: neutral amino acid transport; transmembrane transport. The record is from RefSeq and is a predicted model, not a curated record. The transcript has 14 exons. NCBI's taxonomy places the organism in Eukaryota, Metazoa, Chordata, Actinopteri, Centrarchiformes, Centrarchidae.